Messenger RNA from Solanum tuberosum (potato), 1249 nucleotides. Its product is annotated as UDP-glucuronic acid decarboxylase 4-like. The record is from RefSeq and is a predicted model, not a curated record. NCBI's taxonomy places the organism in Eukaryota, Viridiplantae, Streptophyta, Magnoliopsida, Solanales, Solanaceae. Gene Ontology annotation, biological process: D-xylose metabolic process. The transcript is spliced from 8 exons. Bases 1 to 1128 code for a protein of 375 amino acids. Gene Ontology annotation, cellular component: cytoplasm. Gene Ontology annotation, molecular function: UDP-glucuronate decarboxylase activity; NAD+ binding.
AUGGGAGCUGAACAUCUUGAGAAAACUAGUGUAAAAAAACACAUGAUGAUAAGCAAGAAGGCGUUAUCUUCUUCCAUCGUUAAUUACGUGCUUGGAGAGCAGCGACUCAUCUGUUUAUUCAUCGGAAUCAUUGUUUCAGUUUCCGCACUCAGUAUCAUUAAUCUCUCCCCGCGUACUAUCAUCAGUGCUUCUGUUUCCCUUGAUCAUGUAUCAUCAACUCCUAUUCCUCGAAGAAUAACGUAUGAGUUGGUUGAUCAUGAUCAAUCUAACCGCAAUGUUAAUGCAGGUGGAAAGGUGCCGUUGGGAUUGAAGAGGAAGAAUUUGAGAGUAUUGGUAACAGGUGGAGCAGGGUUUGUGGGGAGCCAUUUGGUGGAUAGGUUGAUAGAGAGAGGGGAUAGUGUGAUUGUCGUUGAUAAUUUUUUUACUGAUAGAGAUCACAAAACAAAUGUGAUGGGAACAUUGAACAUGUUGGGGCUGGCAAAAAGAGUAGGAGCUAGAUUUCUGAUAACUAGCACAAGUGAAGUGUAUGGUGAUCCUUUGCAGCAUCCUCAAGUUGAAACUUAUUGGGGCAAUGUUAAUCCCAUUGGUGUCCGGAGUUGUUAUGAUGAAGGAAAGAGAACAGCUGAGACUUUGGCCAUGGAUUAUCAUAGAGGACUUAACGUUGAGGUUAGGAUUGCUAGGAUUUUUAACACAUAUGGACCGCGUAUGUGCAUAGAUGAUGGUCGCGUUGUGAGCAAUUUCGUCGCACAGGCAUUGAGAAAGCAACCAUUAACUGUUUAUGGAGAUGGGAAGCAAACUCGAAGCUUCCAAUAUGUUUCUGAUUUGGUAGAAGGAUUGAUGAGGUUGAUGGAAGGAAAUCAUGUAGGUCCUUUCAAUCUUGGCAACCCUGGUGAAUUUACCAUGCUUGAACUAGCUAAGGUAGUACAAGAAACAAUAGAUCCAAAUGCAAAGAUAGAAUUUAAGCCAAACACAGAAGAUGAUCCCCACAAAAGGAAGCCAGACAUUUCAAAAGCAAAGCAACUUUUAGGAUGGGAACCAACAGUCUCCCUUCGCCAAGGAUUACCUCGCAUGGUUGAUGACUUCCGACGACGCAUAUUUGGCGAUGAUAAGCUCGAUUCUGGCUUAUAGUAAAUAGUACUAUACUAUUAUACUCUUUCCAUAAUUUGGUUAUGGAUGAAAGAAAGAUGACAAGUUGAAGAUGAAUACGUACAAUUACUUAUAUACGUUAUAUUGACUAUACUUUUCUUUC